This is a messenger RNA of Talaromyces rugulosus, 1284 nucleotides long. RefSeq lists its product as uncharacterized. Gene Ontology annotation, molecular function: glucan endo-1,3-beta-D-glucosidase activity; 1,3-beta-glucanosyltransferase activity. Gene Ontology annotation, biological process: carbohydrate metabolic process; cell wall organization. NCBI's taxonomy places the organism in Eukaryota, Fungi, Ascomycota, Eurotiomycetes, Eurotiales, Trichocomaceae. The record is from RefSeq and is a predicted model, not a curated record. The coding region runs from base 1 to 1284 and encodes 427 amino acids. Gene Ontology annotation, cellular component: extracellular region; cell surface; fungal-type cell wall. The transcript has 2 exons.
AUGCAGCUCACACACGCACUCGCUUUGGCUCUGUCUUUAUCGCCCGCCGCGGCCGUGACCAAGGGCUUCAACUACGGCUCAACCCACGGCGAUGGCUCCUUCAAAUCGCAACAGGACUUCUUGGAUGAGUUCAAGACUGCCAAAGCCCUUGUUGGCGCCAAGGACUUCAACAGCGCCCGUCUGUACACCAUGAUCCAAGGUGGUACUACCAACACUCCCAUCACUGCCAUUGACGCCGCUAUCCAGGAAGAGACCACUCUUCUUCUCGGUCUCUGGGCCUCUGGUGAUACCUUUGACGACGAGAUUGCUGCCCUGAAGUCUGCCAUCUCCACCUACGGAGACAAGUUCACCAAACUGGUUGUCGGUAUCUCUGUCGGCAGUGAGGAUCUGUACCGUGACUCGCCCACUGGCAUUGCCGCCGAGGCUGGCAUUGGCAAGGGCCCGGACACCAUUCUCGAAUACAUCAAGACCGUCCGCUCCACCGUCUCUGGAACUAGCUUGAAGGAUGCACCCAUCGGCCACGUCGACACCUGGACUGCCUGGGCCAACACCACCAACCAGCCUGUCAUUGAUGCCUGCGACUGGCUCGGCAUUGAUGCCUACCCCUACUUCCAGAACACCGACGACAACGACGUCUCGAACGGCAAGUCUCUGCUCCAGGAAGCCAUGAACAACGUCAAGAAGAACUCUGGUGACAAGCCCAUCUGGAUCACUGAGACCGGCUGGCCAGUCAGCGGUAAGACCGAGGGCAAGGGUGUUGCUUCGAUUAAGAACGCCAAGACCUACUGGGACGACGUCGGCUGCAACUUCCUCUUCGACAAGGUCAACACCUGGUGGUACAUUCUCCAGGAUGCUGAUGGCACCACCCCCAACCCCAGCUUCGGUCUCGUCGGUACCUCUUUGACCACCAAGCCUUUGUACGACCUGACCUGCCCCACUGUCACCAGCACCACCACUUCUCCCCACACCUCGACCACUUCCAAGGCUACCGGUACAUCUGGUGCUGGCACAACCACUGGCGGUGCUUCGACCUUCACCACCAGCCCCGGCACUGCAGGCGCCUCUACCGGAACCCCUACUCCCGGGUCCAACACCCUUGGCGCUGAGACCACUCCUGGUGCCACUCCCACUCCUACCCCUGGCAGCUCUGGCACUCCUGGCACUGGCGGUGCUAGCGGCACUGCCUCUUCCACCAGCCCCGUCAACACCGGUGCUGCCAGCAGCGUUUCCACCUCGGCCGCCGGCAUUGUUGCCGCUCUGUUUGCCUUUGUCGUUGCUUUCUAA